Molecule: messenger RNA, 1350 nt
Organism: Aspergillus pseudonomiae
Lineage: Eukaryota; Fungi; Ascomycota; Eurotiomycetes; Eurotiales; Aspergillaceae
Product: Zn(II)2Cys6 transcription factor
Exons: 2
Coding region: 1-1350 (449 amino acids)
Biological process (GO): regulation of DNA-templated transcription
Molecular function (GO): DNA-binding transcription factor activity, RNA polymerase II-specific; zinc ion binding
Source: RefSeq, a predicted model, not a curated record
AUGUACCAGACUAAAGGCCCUCGGCCAGUGGAAAAGCGCAUCCGACGGGCGGCGGCGGCCUGCUACCGGUGCCAUGGACGCAAGGUGCGCUGCGAUGCAUCGAUUCUCGGCUACCCUUGCACAAACUGCGUGCUCGAUGGCAGAACGGACUGUACUCUGCGUCCGAAUGCUACAGCACGAUUCAAGAGUCUGAAACAGAGCCAGCGUCGAAGCACUGCCCAGAAGUCGGCGAAGCCAAUUGGAGACGAACAAAACACCGUCAAUGCCAGCGAGAAGCCCAGCGAGACCACUCCUCAGCCCUCCACACUGCCGCCAGCCUCCGGGUUCCCCGAAUUGUUGGACUCGCCCAAUCAUACCGAAACGAUAUUUGAAACUGAGUCUGAUGCUUCGAGCCAGAUAUUAGAUCCCCAGCCUGUUAUCUCUCCUCGGAUGAGGCUGGACAGUGUCGGCCCUAGCUUUUCUGGGCAACAAUUCCUAGACCUCAAUGCCCUCUCUCCCCUUCCGAUGAGCGUUGUACAUAUUCUGGUCACAGGUGGCUGUCUGGACAUGCCCCCCAAAGCUGCAUUGGAUGUCUUCAUCAUGAAAUACUUCCUGCUCGUGCAUCCUUCCGUUCCCAUUCUGGAUGAAGUAGAGUUUUGGAACACGUAUCUCCAACUGGAAGACGCCGAGUACGCGCCUAAAAUUUCCCUCUUCCUAUUCCAGGCCAUGCUGCUUUCGAGUUGUGCGAUGCUGUAUGAUACUAACUCCGAGAGCAACCCCUUAGCACGAGCACAAGGCGCCCUGCUGCUGACAUUCCAUACCACAGCCGAAGACCCCGAGGCAACGAUGACCUGGAAUAUGUGCGCAAUUCACAAUGCAAUCGCUACAGGCCUCGAUCUCCAUCUUUCGGUCCAGGAACCCAACAUAAGUGUCAAGAAACGGCUGUGGUGGUCUAUUUUUGUCCGCGAUCGCUUCCUAUGGCUUGGCCGUCACCGUCGCCCUCAGUUCACGUCCGCGAAUUUCAACAUGAACAUUGACUACCUACACGAGGAAGAGAUGGCCAACGAAAUCAUCAUGUCCCCAUUUUAUGAGCCAAAUGUCAAGCGCCUGUUGCUGAAAGUGUUCCAAGCCCAAUGCCGGCUGGCCGUGAUUUUAACGGAUGUGAUAACUAUCUCCUUCUCAGCUUCGGACGGAGAUGCUCCGCGUCUAUCCCUUCAUGAACUUGAUUUAUAUCUCACAAAGAUCAGAGAGGUGCGAGCGGAGCUCACUCAAUGGGAAGAAACGAUUUACUCUCCCCUGCAUGAUACUGGCAUUGCCGAGCCGGAGAGUGUUGGAAUUAUGAUCAAUCUAACUGCCAUGCACUACCAGUGA